AUGUCCUAUCCUCAGUUUGGCUACCCUUACUCCUCUGCACCACAGUUCCUGAUGAGUACCAACUCCUUGACAACCUGCUGCGAGUCCAGCGGCCGAACGCUUGCCGACACGGGGGCGGCCGCUUCCGCCCAGACCCCCGUAUACUGCCCGGUGUACGAGAGCCGCCUGCUCGCUACCGCCCGACACGAGCUCAACUCCGCCGCCGCCCUGGGGGUUUACGGCGGCCCCUACGCCGGCCCCCAGGGCUAUGGAAACUACGUGACCUACGGCACUGAGGCUCCCGCCUUCUACUCCUUGAACAGUUUGGAGGCGAAGGACGGGAGCGGGUCUGCGCAUGCGGGCAUCGCCCCGGCAGCUGCCUACUACCCCUACGAUCACACCCUCAGCCAGUACCAGUACGACAGGUAUGGCACGAUGGACGGCGGGACGCGGAGGAAAAAUGCCACCCGGGAGACGACCAGCACGCUGAAGGCCUGGUUGCAGGAGCAUCGCAAGAACCCCUACCCAACCAAGGGCGAGAAGAUCAUGCUCGCCAUCAUCACCAAGAUGACCCUCACCCAGGUCUCCACCUGGUUCGCUAACGCCCGGCGGCGGCUCAAGAAGGAGAACAAGAUGACCUGGCCUCCGCGGAACAAGUGCUCGGAUGAGAAGCGGCCCUACGAGGAAGAAGAGGAAGAGGAGGAGGACGGUUCGCAGGAAGAGGCGAUGAAGAGCGGGAAAGCAGAGGAGCCCACGGGCAAGGAGGAGAAGGAGCUGGAGCUCAGCGACCUGGAGGACUUGGACGCAGCCGAGUCGGAGAGCUCGGAGUGUGAGCUGAGACGGCCCUACCCUCACCCGCUCCCUCACCUGGGUGGCAGCCACCCGACACGGGCCACCGAGCCCCCUGCCAAGAUGCCGCCGCCGCCGCCCGCCGCUGCCAGGGAGGAGGAGGAGGAGCCGGCGGCAGAGCGGGCGCGGAGCUGCCUGAAGACGGUGGCGGAGGAGUGCGGCCCCGACCUUCUCGGUGCUCGGCAGCAGCGCGGCUGCGAGUCAAAAAUGUGCUUCCAGCAGGGGCAGCAGCUGCUGGAGGCGAAGCCCAGGAUUUGGUCCCUGGCGCACACCGCCACGUCCCUCAACCAGGCCGAGUACCCCUCCUGCAUGCUGAAACGGCCAGGGGCCUCGGCCGCCUCCGCCGUCUCCGCCCCGGUCAGUGUCAUAGACAGGCACCAGGAUUCGCCGGUCACCAACCUCAGGAACUGGGUGGACGGGGUGUUUCACGAUCCCCUGUUCAGACAUAGUACUUUGAACCAAGCCCUGAGCAACACGACAGUUUCCUGGGCUACCACCAAAGGAGCCAUUCUGGAAACGGGCGCCUUGGGACGCGCGGUGGGAAACGGCGCCAGCGUGCUCAAGGGGCAGCUCUCAAACUUGGCCCACCAUGACUCGGACAAAGAGUUUCUGGCGUUUCCCAAAUCAGGAAGCAAAAUGUUUUGUUCCUAA
Molecule: messenger RNA, 1479 nt
Organism: Indicator indicator
Lineage: Eukaryota; Metazoa; Chordata; Aves; Piciformes; Indicatoridae
Gene: IRX4
Product: iroquois homeobox 4
Exons: 5
Coding region: 1-1479 (492 amino acids)
Biological process (GO): neuron differentiation; cell development; regulation of transcription by RNA polymerase II
Cellular component (GO): nucleus
Molecular function (GO): DNA-binding transcription factor activity, RNA polymerase II-specific; RNA polymerase II cis-regulatory region sequence-specific DNA binding
Source: RefSeq, a predicted model, not a curated record